Messenger RNA from Aspergillus terreus NIH2624, 510 nucleotides. RefSeq names its product putative DRAP deaminase. Gene Ontology annotation, molecular function: catalytic activity. NCBI's taxonomy places the organism in Eukaryota, Fungi, Ascomycota, Eurotiomycetes, Eurotiales, Aspergillaceae. The record is from RefSeq and is a predicted model, not a curated record. The transcript has a single exon. Bases 1 to 510 code for a protein of 169 amino acids.
AUGGAGCUUGCCGGCAACACCCACGCGGAACAAUGCUGUCUGUCCAACUACGCCGCCGUCCACUCAGUCCCCGACGACCGUGUCGCGGAGGUGCUGCCCGUUGAACCCGGCCGCAAGCUCAUCAUGUAUGUGACGAUGGAGCCGUGCGGGAAACGAUUAUCGGGGAACACGCCUUGCGUCGAACGCAUUAUCAACACCCGGCAAGGAGGUCGCAAGGGGAUUCACAAGGUGUACUUUGGCGUCAAGGAGCCCGGGACCUUCGUGGGGCAGUCGGAAGGGUGCCGGAAAUUGACGGCGGCGGGGAUCGAGUGGGGGGUGGUACAGGGAAUGGAGAAGGAGAUCCUGGAAGUGGCUACGGCUGGCCAUGAGAAUAAGGAUGAAGAGGUGAAGUCUGCGUUGGAUCAGGUGGAGACCAACUUGGAUGAUAUUAGCGAGGAUGAGCGGCAGCGACAAGAACAGAUGCCUCGGAAUCCGAAGAAGCGGGUGAUGGAGGCUAAGCCGAUGGCCUGA